Messenger RNA from Moneuplotes crassus, 1716 nucleotides. The record is from the annotation of a GenBank genome assembly. NCBI's taxonomy places the organism in Eukaryota, Ciliophora, Spirotrichea, Euplotida, Euplotidae.
UGUAGGGGUUAGAUAAGGGGUGAUGGGUUUAAGGGAAUUGGACUGAAGAUAAUGGGAGUUUAAGGGGUUUAGGUAUAGAUUAAAUGGUUUUGGAAUUUUGUAUUUUAGAGAGAAGAUAGAGGUUUUUAGAGGUGUUUAUUGAGUUUGGAAUUGGAUUUUAGACUAGAGGGAUGCUCUAGACUUUUGAUAGAGCUUGUUUGUUUUUGAGAAGUAUAAGUUUCGGACUUUUAGAAUUUUAAUUAUGACAAUGGAUUAUAGAGUCAAGCUGAACCUGAGAAAGAUGACUCUCCAAUCCCGGUUAUUAAAGAUUAUUUCGGGAGCAAAACAAAUAGAGAAAGUCCAUUCAUUACAAGAAGUACUCCUCAUAGCUCCAGCAUGGAUUGCCCAAACUAUAAAGUUAAGUGAUUCAAACCCUUGACUCAAACUCACGAUUAUAUAAAUCAAGGAAACUCUUUACAGGCGAGAAGAGCCUCUUUUAGAUACCAGGAGUCUCCAGUUAAACCUUUGCAAAAGAUUCCUCCUUUCGUUACUCCGAGUAAAGAGCUAUUUCCAAGGAUGGGUUCUAAUCUACUGUCAAGACGUUGUUCUGGUUUUACACCUGUAAAAAGAUCGAUUCGUGAUCCAACAAAACUCACGUCCACUCCUAUCGAGCCUGUUCUUCAACGUCGAGCUAAUUCAGAGUCUCUGCCGAAGACUCGUACGAGCCAUGUGUCAGUCCUAAAGCGAGCCGAAAGCCUUAGUUAUCGUCAAAAUUCCUUAAAGAAGGAUCAAUCACAGUCUAAAAUUCCUCAAAUUUUCAAAAUUAUACGGCCAAAUUCUGAAAAUUUCCCAAAGGAAAAGGCCAGAUUCCAGCUGAGGCUGCCUGCAGAUGAAGAAGAAAAAUAUGAACGAUUUGUGGUGACUCAUAAUCCAAACUUUCACGGAAACAAAUGGGCCUCAAAAGGGAUCACAGGUGGAUUUCAGAUACCCCAAGUGGGAAGUUUAGGAGCUGCAUCUAGAUUUGUAGGUUUUAGACCAGAUUUUUAUGGUGGAAAGCACAACUCAGUGAUGUUCAAUAACAGUAUUUUGGACAAUAAGUUGAUUUAUGAACAAAGUUCAGAAGAAGAGUCAGAUCCAGAACUUAAAGACUUUAAGAUAAUGCUUAAGAAAGCAGAUGAGAGACAAUGCUCCUUCAGCAAGAAAAAGUACAUGAUUAAUAGAACAGAUGUUCUGAAAAAGACCAUUCUUAGAGCAAUCAGGAGUGAAUAUAAUAUGGACUUCUCAAAAUUUCUGAAAGAUAAAAGCUACCAAAAAGAUUGUACUCCUAAAGAAUUCUCUAGUUAUCUCGAUUCAUACGCUGCUGCACUUAUCCAAAAGCACGGCCCUGGGAAAGUAAAGCAAAAAUACGGAGAUUUGCCAGAUCUUGGAUUUACCGUAGGCCUCUUCGUGGAUUACUGUAAAAUGAAAAAGCUAUCUUUUAACACUGAGAGCAAAAACCUGUUAAAUGAGUUCCACGAGGUUUUAUACAAGUACUCACAUGAGAAGUUCAAUAAGUUUAUCCAUCGCCCUUGCACAAAGUUCCUCUUCUCGAAUAUACUUACUCUAAAGUCAUUGGAGAAGUUCCUGCAGGACCACCAGACUUUAGGAAAGGAUAAGAAGAAAUACAGAAAAUGCAUUAAAGAUCUAAUCUCAUGAGAAUUAAGGACCUAAAUUAUUUAGUCAAUUUCAAUACUUGAA